AUGCUGGUCCUUUCUUCUGGAGCUGCUGGAGGUACUGGAGCUACUGGAGGUACUGGAGCUGCUGGAGGCACUGGAGCUGCUGGAGCUGCUGGUUCUGGUGCAGCUGCGCCGACACGACUGUUCUUCGCUCCGCCGUCUCCGUCGUCUCUGCCGCCGUCUGCCUCUGUUCUUCGUCAGGUUCUUACUCUUCCGUCGUCUACUGGUCUUCCGUUACAGACUGGCUCGCCGCUGCCUGCUCCUUCUCCUUACGCUGAGCUGACUGGUAGUCCUGCUGUGCGUCGUGAGCCUGCGUCGCGUCCUGUCUCGCCUGCUCGUCCUGGUCGUACCGGUCCUCGUGUUCCUCGUUCGCGUCCACCGGCUGUCCCCAGCGCACACCUCGUAGUCCGUCGUCCUUCCUCUGUUCCGCAGCCUGUUCCUCUGCCGUCUCCUCCUGCGUCCUCUUUGCCUGACGUUCCGGACCCUGCGUCUGACCGGUUUCGUGCUCAGCACCCUACUGUCACGCGUCUACUAGCCACAGUUGUCACUGACCCGUCGUUUGAGUCUGCUGCUGCGUCUGCUCUUGUCGCUGAGCUUGUUGACUUUGCUGCUGCCUGUCGUCUAGACUUCACUGCCAGUCUUGUUACUGAGUCUGAGUCUGUCUGUCCUCUGUCCGUCGGGGGUGAGUGUGCUCUUAGCACGGACGUCCUUGAGGACAGGCAGGAGGAGUUCCAGUGCCUUGCUGCUGCUUUACCUCAUCUUGUGUCCUCGCUACUUGCCCCUGAGGGAGACCCGGAUGCACCAGACAUCCCGACUCCGCGCUCUUACGCAGAGGCGAUAGAGGGUCCCUACUCCUCUCAGUGGCAGGCAGCCAUGGACGCAGAGAUGGCUUCCUGGAAGUCCACAGGCACCUACGUUGACGAGGUUCCCCCACCUGGGGCGAACAUCGUCAGUGGCAUGUGGAUUUUCAGGGUGAAGCGGCCGCCGGGUUCUCCGCCUGUCUUCAAGGCGCGUUACGUGGCUCGAGGCUUCAGUCAGCGAGAGGGAGUUGACUUCUUCCAGACCUUCUCCCCCACCCCGAAGAUGACCACUCUUCGGGUGCUGCUGCACGUUGCUGCUCACCGUGACUACGAGCUUCACUCUCUUGACUUCAGCACAGCUUUCCUGCAGGGCAGCCUGCACGAGGAGAUCUGGCUGCGCCGCCCCCCGGGCUUCACUGGGUCGUUCCCUCCUGGUACCCAGUGGAGCCUCCGGCGGCCGGUCUACGGUCUCCGCCAGGCGCCACGUGAGUGGCACGACACACUGAGGACUAUGCUUGCGGCUCUUGGGUUUGCGCCUUCUACUGCUGACCCGUCGCUGUUUCUGCGCACCGACACUUCCCUGCCGCCGUUCUACAUCCUCGUGUAUGUCGACGACUUGGUUUUUGCCACUACUGACACUGAGGCUCUCGCCCACGUGAAGUCAGAGCUGCAGAAGAGACACACGUGCACAGACUUGGGUGAGCUGCGCAGCUACCUUGGCUUGCAGAUCACCCGAGACAGAGCACGUCGCACCAUCACCUUGACUCAGUCACACAUGGUGCAGCAGGUCCUUCAGCGCUUCGGCUUCACCUGGUCUUCAGCACAGGCCACUCCUCUGGCUACAGGUCACACGCUCUCAGCUCCACCUUCGGACGAGUCCGUAGAGCCGAGUGGUCCUUACCCAGAGCUAGUCGGCUGCCUCAUGUACCUGAUGACUUGCACUCGACCUGACCUCGCGUACCCUCUUGGUCUCCUGGCUCGCUACGUGGCUCCUGGUCGGCACCGACCUGAGCACAUGGCUGCUGCUAAGAGGGUACUGCGUUACUUGUGCAGCACAUCAGGCAUGGGGCUAGUGCUUGGAGGGACGAGCCCAGUUGUCCUCACUGGGCACUCAGACGCUUCUUGGGUUGACGACCUGGCUACUCAGCGGUCGUCACAGGGUUACACCUUCAGCCUUGGCUCUGGUUCAGUUUCGUGGCGUUCUACACGCUCGACUUCAGUUCUCGGCUCCAGUUGUGAGGCUGAGAUCUACGCCACCGCCAUGGCUGCACAGGAGUUACGCUGGCUCACCUACCUGCUGACUGACUUGGGAGAGAGGCCUCGUUCUCCUCUAGUUCUGUACGUUGACAACAAGGCCGCCAUUGCCUUGUGUGAGGAGCACAGACUGGAGCACAGAACGAAGCACAUUGCUCUGCGGUACUUCCUGGCUCGAGAGUUGCAGCAGCGAGGCCAGCUUCGUCUUCGCCACGUGGCCACUCGGGCCAACACUGCUGACAUAUUCACCAAGGCACUUCCGUCUGGUGAUCAUCAGCGCUUUUGUACUCUGUUAGGCCUUGUGCCUAUGUUUCCACACUUGCUGUAG
This is a messenger RNA of Closterium sp. Yama58-4, 2358 nucleotides long. The record is from the annotation of a GenBank genome assembly. NCBI's taxonomy places the organism in Eukaryota, Viridiplantae, Streptophyta, Zygnematophyceae, Desmidiales, Closteriaceae.